Messenger RNA from Trematomus bernacchii (emerald rockcod), 5220 nucleotides. It is a transcript of the gene plekhm1, whose product is annotated as pleckstrin homology domain containing, family M (with RUN domain) member 1. The record is from RefSeq and is a predicted model, not a curated record. NCBI's taxonomy places the organism in Eukaryota, Metazoa, Chordata, Actinopteri, Perciformes, Nototheniidae.
AGCUGGAUGGUGAUAGUGACAAGAGAGCUCUCACCUCUCCAGGAAACAAAUCUUAUUUAACGCUCUUUUUUGCGUUUUGGGUGUUUUCAAAGCUACGGAGAGCGACUGUACGGAUUGACAUGACUUUAACGUACAUUUACUGAAUGUAUAGCCAUUUCCGGAGGAUAUUGCGGGUGCCUGGACCUUAAUGGCAAGUUAGCCAGCCUUGUUUCGUUUACCAUGUGGGCGUAAACCUUCCCAGAAGAUGUCAUGCUAGCUACACAGAUGCCAGAUACGCCACCUGAGGCUAAAGAUGUCAAACAGAUCAAAGAUAAGCUGGCACAGUCACUCAAGGCCCUUCAGAAGCGAUAUGUGACGUCAGAUGCAGUGGUCACCAGCGAGGACAGCGAUGCUAACCUGCUCUGCUGUGCGCUGGAGGCCAUCUUCAUCCACGGUAUCAAGAGCAAGUACGUCCGCUCUGAGGCUGGGGGCCGGAGUCGGAAGGGAGGCAGAUGUCCGCUCCCACAGCCUUUCUUCUGGAGCCUCCUCAAGACCGUCACCCAUCGUGAUGUGGUCACUGAGCUGGAGAAGAUCAGCUUCGUGGGAAGAGUGGGUCGCUGCCGAGCGUGGCUGCGGCUGGCCCUCAACCACGGCCUGCUGGAGUGCUACUUAGCAUCGCUGUUUCGUGAGGGCUCCAAGCUGCGGGGCCACUACCAGCCCAGUGCCUUGCUCCUGAACACCGAGGAGCGGGAAGUCCUGCUCAGCUACCUCCAGGGUCUCGCCUCUCUUACGUUCAACCUAUCCUACAAGUCUGCUGUCCUCAACGAAUGGACCACCACGCCUCUGGCUCUCGCCGGACUCUGCCCCAUGUCCCAGGCGGACACGGUCGAACUGCCCCUCAACGGCGUAGACCACCCCACCGCCAAAUCUGUAAACAAAGAAUGGGAUACAGUGUCGCAGUCGUCAGGCUCUUCAGAUGCACAGGAUAUGCAGAGAGGGUGCCCAGGGAAAGGCACAGUGGUAUUACAAGGGGACAGGAAUGCAAUGAACUCGUCAAAUUUAAGCCUGGACACCACGGGCUCCUCGCAGCUCUCCUCCAGCCUGAGCUCUGACAGCCUGCUGCAGGGGCAGGACCGCAGCCCCACAGGAGAGCCCUGGUCCUCAUACGACCUGGACAUGCCCAUAAACGUCAACAUCAGCACCAAGAGGCUACAGAAGGAUUCUCCGACAGAGUUCAGGGAGAGCGGACACUGCAGUCAGGACUCCAUGCGUGAAGACUCCUUCGUCUCCAGCACGGAUCCCGACCAGAACUCGGAGACGGCCGUUUUCAGCGGCUCCGACAGCGAGACCCAGGGUCCCCCUUCUUCAUCUCAGGACCUCGUGGACCCUCUUCCAAAAUCUGAUUCAGAGCCCUCGCCAACAUCUAAAGAGAAUCAUGUUGACUACACUCUGCCUGAAGUGUGCAACAAUACCUCUGCUGAGCUCCCUUUGGACACAUACAGGCUCUCUACUGUCAGUGAGCCGGUGGAGUCUGUAGAAGAAGAACAUCCAAACUUUUCUCAUGAGACUACAGAGCCUGAACAGGAAGAAGAAGGAACUCCAGAGCCUUCAGUGCAUCCAGGCUCAAGUCGCUCCCUCAGCAUCCUGAGCAGGAAACUGUCCACAGAUUCUCUAUCACAUUCUCGUUCCUGAUCUGAGGAUGACAUCUACAUGCCCCGCCUGGAGGAGGUGCCGGACCAGAGCGAGACGCCUCCUCCUGCCCCCCCGGCUGAGCCCUCUCAGUCCCCCCCCGGCGUCGUCCAUCGCAGACAAAGAGGGCUGUUCAACCCUUUCCGGGGCUUGCUGAAGCUCGGCCACCUGGAGCGGCGCGGUUCGAUGGGAAUGUGGCGCGAUAACUACUGUGAGCUGUCGCCCUACGAGUUCCGGCUGUAUCUCAACGCAGAGGAGCGCACCUGCAGCGACAACUGCUCCCUGCUGCGCUGUGAAGAGGCUCGCAUCGCCUCAUCCGAGGGCCGCUUCGAGGUGGCCUUCCCUGAGCGGCUGUACCUCCGGGCGGCCAAUCGGGACGAAGCCGAGGACUGGGUGGACCGGAUCGUAGAAGCCGUCAAGAAAUGCCGUCCAGCAUCUCGUGCUGACGACCAAUGGGAGGUUCUGGUACCCACCACUGAGAACGGUGUGGAUGCGUUGUCCCCGACCUCCACCCCCUCCAGCCCUGAGCGCACUUCACUAGCCUCUGACACAGGGACAGGGGAGGGGCAGGAGGCGCCUCCUCUACAGGAAUUUGACUGGACUCGGACUGCUGAUAUAGAAACAGAUGCGAUCAAAGAAACAGUUUUGUACUUCUCCAAUGAUCCCGAGGCUCGGACAUGGUCUCCUCUGGUCUUCUCCCUCUCUUUGGAGGCCUUGAAAGGUUUCCGGGUCCAAGAGGGGAGGAAGCUGCUGCGGCAGACCCACCAGAUUGAGGAAAUCCGGGACGUGGUGCCUGACGUCUCUCUGGGAGGGCCGGCCUUUUUCAAACUGCUGACCGUCAGGGACACGCUGAGACUCCGAGCGGAGAACCCGGAGGAGGCUCGCUCCUGGAGGGUUCUGAUCCGCGGAGCUCUGGACUCGUACCUGGAGAGCGGGGAGGACGGAGGCUCCGUUGAGCCAGCUGUGGGGACUGGAAACCUCCACAGACUGGUGCAGCACAGACUCAAAGAAGAUGGAGCCCUGCUUGUUAAUCUGUGCACUGUGCCCUCAGAGAAGGGGCUCGACACUCAGAGCUUCAAGUGCGCAGGGUGUCCUCAGCAAAUUGGCCCGUCCCGAGGCAGAGCCCGGCUUUGUGAGUUCACACGACAGUACUACUGUGACUCCUGUCACCACGGCGACACCAGCAUUAUCCCUUCACGCAUGGUGCACAACUGGGACCUCGAACAAAGAGAGGUGUGUAAGAAGGCCCUGCAUCUGCUGGCUCAGGUGGAGCAGGAGCCUCUGCUGAACCUGGAUCAGCUGAACCCUGAGCUGGUGAAGCACGCAGACCCCAUGUCUGAGGCCCACGUGCUGCGGCAGCUGCGCCUGCUGGGAGACUACCUGCUCACCUGCCGCAGCGGAGCCUGCAAAAAACUCCAGGCCAGAAUGGAGCAGCGGACGUACCUGCUGGAGUCGAGCCAUCUGUACAGCGUGCUGGACCUGCGACAGAUAGCAGAGGGUCAAUAUGCAAACUACCUGUUGACACUGCUGCAGUACGCCUCCAACCACGUGUUCCACUGUGACCUGUGCACGCAGCGCGGCUUCAUCUGUCAGAUCUGCCACGCCAAUGACAUCAUCUUCCCCUUCCAGUUUGACAUCACCACCAGGUGUAAAGAUUGUAAGGCGGUGUUUCACCUGGCCUGCAAAGCUGCGGGGGUUUCGUGUCCUCGCUGUCAGCGGAUGAAGAAAUACCUGGAGAGGGAUCUGCGCUGCGGGUCUGAGUGCUGACGGACAGAACAAUAACUGAAAAUCUAGCUUUCACAUGAAGUAACCUCAAGUGCAAUUAUGAGGGCGAUUGGCCUGACCUAACAGUGGAGGGGGGUGUGUGAGCGACAGUGCUGAAUAGCCAGACUCUCUUGCACUAACUUAGAGUCACAUCGGACCUCUUGAUGCUGACAUAACACAGCCAAAUGUUACUGACUUUAAUACCUCUCUGAAUCCAGACAUGCACGCCACGCCAUCAAAACCAAGGACUGGGCAUCGGUGAGGUGUGCUGCCAAGAAUCAUAUCCAACAUUUGAACACCUUUACUUUGCCUUACAGUGUGGAGAAGAGGGCUGUACCGAAUGUUUUUACAAUUGAUUGUCUUGAUGGAAGAUUCAGAUGUCUGUCACCAAAAAUACGGAAAAGAACGGCUAACAAAAUCAUACAUUUGAAUGAAGUCAAUGAGUAAGACUUUUUUUAUGGAUAUAACGUGUUAGUUUUUCAACAUAAACACAUGUAGGUGUCCAUCCAUCCAUCCAUCUUCUCCCGCUUAUCCGUGGUCGGGUCGCGGAGGUAGCAGUUCCAGCAGAGAGCCCCAAACGUUCCUUUCCCUGGCCACAUCAACCAGCUCUGACUGGGGGAUCCCAAGGCGCUCCCAGGCCAGCAAAGAGAUAUAAUCCCUCCACCUGGUCCUAGGUCUACCCCUUGGUCUCUUCCCAGCUGGACGUGCCUGGAACACCUCCCUAGGGAGGCGCCCAGGUGGCAUCCUUACUAGGUGCCCGAGAAUAAUAGAUUAAGGAAAAUUGAAGUUAACUCUGCAUGAGUUAUCAAUAACUUACUCAUAAUGCUGCUUUUUCACCAAAACACAAGCAGCCUAAAAGAGGCCUAUUAAUAAUAUUAGUGCAUGUAGACUAACUGUAUCUGCAACUGUGCAGAAAUACCAGGUUUAAAACACAUUGGAAUUUUUAUCUGACUGUCAUCGUUAUGGAUGAAGUUUUUAGUAUUCGGUACAGCCCUAGUCGUUCUUCACCAUCAUGUUUACCGGAAAUGCUCCACAGAGCUUUCUGCAUUUGUCUCGGAUGCACAUAUUUAAACACAAUGCAGCAGUGACCGUGGGUACUGAGGAUACAACAUAUGGAAAUCAGCACUUGAAAUGUUCUAAUCAACACAUUUUAAUUGUGCCUUUUUAAUUUAAGCUUUACACUAUUUUCCUUUUCUUUGGUGUUAAACAAGGGGCCAAAAAGCCUCACAUGGGCUAUUCUUUUUUUUUAUCAUAAUGAAAAUGAAUGAUGUUAAUAAUAAUAAUAAAUUGCUGCAUUAGAUUCAGAUUUUGUAUAAUAGUAAAAAAUCAUUAACUCAGAAGACUUUGUGGAAUGUUUCUUUAAGUAUAUUAACUCAGAAAAUUUGAUUUAAAAAUAAUGAUUCCUUCUAAUCUUGCUUGAGUCACACGGACAUAAUUCACAAGGUUGCUGGAGUAAAUACGUCAAAUGAUUAAAUACUACAUGGAUACUGAAGUCACAACCCAUUUUGCAUAUUUGCACCUGGCUAUGACUGUUUUAUCUAGAUUUUAGUUGAAGUAUCUUCUAGCACAUGGAGUUACUUGCUCAAUUUUGAAUAUCUGACUGAUGUACAGUUCACAGAAACGUUUUGCAGAAUCUACAGAGAACACAAAUAAUAACUUGUCCAGUCCAUUUGGAUAUAUUCAGAACAUAUCACUUGCAAGUACAGAAUACUGCAGUACUGUUAUUCCUGUUUCAUGUUUUGUCAUCUCAUUUAAUACGGAUGUAUAAAUGGCCAUCAUGAAACAAAA